AGUUGGGUUGGUUAGUUGUUUACGGUGGCCGGUGAUCGCAGGCCCAAAGGCAGAACUACAAAAUAAUCUCUGGAUAAAACCCACUCUUAAAAAUGGCAGACCCUCUAGAUGAUCAAAGAAAUCAAAAUAUAGUACAAGAGUAUUACGAUUUUCUGGACGAUCAGGAUGAUCAAGGAACUUACAUGGAAUUAGUUAAGGAUAUGAUCGAUGAAAAAAAGCACCGACUAAUCGUCAAUAUCAACCACUUGAGAAAAAAGUUUCCCAACAGAGCAGCAAGUUUGCUGACAAACGUCUUCGAGGAACAGGCUGCAUUUCAAAAUGCAUUAAAGCAAUAUGUAGCAACUUUCGAUCCAGUGUACAGUAAAAGUAAUACGGAGCUUUUUAUUGCCUUCGAGGGAAGUUUUGGUACCAAGCAUGUCACCCCUCGCACAUUGACUUCCCGGUUUCUUGGUAAUCUUAUUUGUCUGGAGGGCAUUGUUACAAAAUGUUCGUCAGUCAGACCCAAAGUUGUUAGGAGCGUCCAUUACUGCCCAGCCACAAAGACUGCCAUUGAAAGGACGUACACGGAUCUGACUUCUAUGGAUGCAUUUCCUACUCCUAGUGUCUAUCCCACAAAGGAUGAUGAUGGAAACGCGCUUGAAACUGAAUUCGGCUUGUCCACCUAUAAAGAUCAUCAGACUUUAUCGAUCCAAGAGAUGCCCGAGAAAGCACCGGCAGGGCAGCUGCCAAGGAGUGUCGAUGUAAUCUGUGACAAUGAUUUGGUAGACUUAUGCAAGCCUGGAGAUAGAGUGCAAGUUGUUGGAAACUAUAGGUGCCUUCCCAACAAACAAGCGGGAUUCACCAGUGGAUCAUUCAGAACUAUCCUUAUCGCGAACAACAUCUCCCAGAUAAACAAGGAUGCCGAUCUUGAAAUAUCUAGAGAUGAUGUUGCCAUGUGCAAAAAAAUAGCCAAGAAAAGCAGCGUCAGUGACAUAUUUAAUCUAUUGAGUAAAUCACUGGCACCGUCGAUACACGGACAUAAAUAUGUAAAAAGAGCCAUCUUGUGUCUCUUACUUGGUGGGGUUGAAAAAAUCCUACCCAAUGGAACAAGACUCAGAGGGGAUAUAAACAUUCUGCUCAUCGGGGAUCCAUCGGUGGCUAAGUCCCAACUCUUGCGAUAUGUGUUAUGUACGGCUCCACGUGCGAUACCGACGACUGGUAGAGGUUCUUCGGGCGUUGGUCUUACAGCAGCUGUCACCACGGACCAAGAGACAGGAGAAAGAAGGCUGGAGGCUGGCGCUAUGGUGUUGGCUGAUCGUGGUGUAGUUUGCAUCGAUGAAUUUGACAAAAUGUCCGAUAUGGACAGAACAGCUAUUCACGAAGUCAUGGAACAGGGAAGAGUGACCAUUGCCAAGGCCGGAAUUCACGCCAGUUUGAAUGCUCGAUGUUCCGUACUCGCAGCUGCUAAUCCUGUGUAUGGAAGAUAUAAUCAGUACAAAUCACCGAUGGAAAAUAUUGGACUUCAAGACUCGCUUCUUUCUCGUUUUGAUUUGCUUUUUGUGAUGCUGGAUACAAUUGAUUCGAGUCACGAUCAAAUGAUCAGUGAUCACGUGGUAAGAAUACACAUGUACAGGAGCGCUAAUGAAAAGGAUGGACAGGCUGUAAAUAUGAGGAGCAACGUAGAUAUGCUCACUACCCAAAAUCCAGAUGUCGUAGACGACGAAGAAGCAGAAACUCUAAUUUACGAAAAAUAUGACCCUCUUUUGCACGGUUCGUCUCGCGCCAAAAGCGAUCAGAUACUCAGCGCCAAAUUCAUGAGGAAAUAUAUUCAUAUAGCAAAAUGUAUGAAGCCCAAGCUGACUGAGCAAGCGAGCGAAGUUAUUGCCGAUGAGUAUUCUCGUCUGCGGUCCGAAGAUGCGGUGAAGUCUGAUGUGGCAAGGACGCAACCCAUAACAGCCCGAGCUCUAGAAACUCUUAUACGUAUUUCAACCGCGCAUGCAAAAGCAAGGCUUUCUAGAACUGUCGACGUGGAUGAUGCCUACGCGGCAAUAGAACUUGUGCAGUUUGCCUACUUCAAAAGGGUUAUAGAGAAAGAGAAAAAAAGGCGAAGACACGCUAGUGAAAAUAGUGAUCAGAGCGCAGACGAAGAUGGCAAAAGUAGGAAGCGCAUCAGGAAGACAAAAAAACAACCUGGAGACGAAGGCUAUGACCAGUACGAGUUUGACAGCGAUGACGAUUCUCAUGUGGACGAAGCUAUUCGCAGGACAACACGUUCUCAAGUGCCAGCAGUCGCAACAGCAGCAUCACGUACGACAAUGACAUCUCAUGCAGAACCUAUGUCAGUCGAAGAAGAAGACGCGACAAUUAUUGAUGAGGAUAGGUUGAAGAUCUUCAGAAGCUCUCUGCUACAACUGUUUCGCGAAGAGCGCAAUCAGCCAGUUUCUCUUUCUAGGGUACACGAGUACGUGAACAGCCAAACAUCUCCUGAUUUCACAAAAGGUGAAGUUUCUGCAGCCGUUUCAAAGAUGACAGAUGCUAACCAAAUCAUGCUGGCUGAUGGAAUCGUGUUCCUUAUUUGAACGAACGCAGUUGCGUUGUUCCUCUCAGAAUCGGCCUCCAAUACAUCAGACUUUACCCAGUGUGAAAAUAUUUCAUGUCACUUUCUAUGCUCAUAAUACGAUUAUGUAAAUUUUUUUACUUUAGCUAUUCAAAUAUUCCAAUAAACUCACUUUUUAUAUA
Messenger RNA from Athalia rosae (coleseed sawfly), 2718 nucleotides. It is a transcript of the gene Mcm3, whose product is annotated as DNA replication licensing factor Mcm3. The transcript is spliced from 12 exons. Gene Ontology annotation, molecular function: ATP binding; ATP hydrolysis activity; single-stranded DNA helicase activity. Gene Ontology annotation, biological process: mitotic DNA replication initiation; DNA strand elongation involved in DNA replication; DNA replication. NCBI's taxonomy places the organism in Eukaryota, Metazoa, Arthropoda, Insecta, Hymenoptera, Athaliidae. Gene Ontology annotation, cellular component: nucleus; MCM complex. The coding region runs from base 93 to 2558 and encodes 821 amino acids. The record is from RefSeq and is a predicted model, not a curated record.